AUGGCCAAAGCAAGUUUAUCAGACCUCCUGAGAACGGGCUCUUUGGACUUGGCUCCUUACGAAGAUGUCUACAAAGACUUCCAUUUGCAUCCUGAACUAUCGCGCCAAGAGAAGUCUACAUCGGAAAAGGUAGCUGCCCAUCUGGCCCAAUUGAAAGUCUUUGACAUUCAAAUCAAUAUUGGAGGCUAUGGACUAGUAGGGGUCUUCAAGAAUGGUCCUGGAAAGACUGUUCUUCUGCGAGCGGACAUGGAUGCACUUCCCGUCAAGGAGCUCACCGGGCUCCCCUAUGCGAGCUCCGUGACUAUGCGCGAUGCAGACGGCAUUGAGAAGCCGGUUAUGCAUGCCUGCGGACACGACAUGCACAUGACAUGUCUUCUUGCCGCUGCUGAGACUCUCGUGAAAAUGCAAGACGCGUGGAGCGGGACUCUGAUCACGCUGUUCCAGCCCGAUGAAGAGCGAGGCGGAGGUGCACAGGCCAUGGUUGACGAUGAUCUUUACUCAAAGAUCCCCGUCCCAGAUUAUGUCUUUGGUCAGCAUGUCAUGCGAAUGCGUGCUGGGACCAUUGGAUCACGUCCCGGAACGAUCAUGGCUGCUGCUGAUAGUAUGAAAAUCACGGUGUUCGGGCGUGGCGGCCACGGAUCACAGCCGCACCAGACCGUGGAUCCCGUCCUUUUGGCUGCGCAUAUUGUUGUGAGACUGCAGAGCAUUGUGAGCCGAGAGAUUGACCCAAGUGAUCUUGCUGUCUUGACCGUCGGCAGUCUUCAAGCUGGGCAGACAGAGAACAUCAUUGCGGACAGGGCUGAGCUUGGGGUUGAUUUCCGGAGUGCCAAGUUAGAGACUCGAGAGAAGCUCAUCUUGGCGAUCAAGCGCAUUGUUGAGGCCGAGUGUGCCGCGAGUGGCUCGCCCAAGCCGCCCGUGUUCACGCCGACAAGACGAUUCCCGCCCACUAACAAUGACAGCGACCUGGCAUCUUUAGUGGCUGCAUCAUUCGAAAGUCACUUUGAUAGCUUUGACGCUGAUACACCCAGGACGAACGUCAGCGAAGACUUCUCUACGUUGGCCACCUGCCGAAACAUUCCAAGCGUUUUCUGGCUCACUGGGUGCAUUGAUCCAGAGAUUUGGGAUAAUGCACAAAGCUCGGGAGAGGAAAUCCCUGGAAACCACUCCGCUCUUUUUGCUCCUGUUAUACAACCAACAAUGAAGGUUGGAGUAGAUGCGCUGUGUCUUUCGGUUUUGACAUUUUUGAGGAAAUAG
Molecule: messenger RNA, 1254 nt
Organism: Penicillium atrosanguineum
Lineage: Eukaryota; Fungi; Ascomycota; Eurotiomycetes; Eurotiales; Aspergillaceae
Product: M20 family metallopeptidase
Exons: 1
Coding region: 1-1254 (417 amino acids)
Molecular function (GO): hydrolase activity
Source: RefSeq, a predicted model, not a curated record